Molecule: messenger RNA, 2731 nt
Organism: Sphaeroforma arctica JP610
Lineage: Eukaryota; Ichthyosporea; Ichthyophonida
Exons: 15
Coding region: 158-2731 (857 amino acids)
Molecular function (GO): protein binding
Source: RefSeq, a predicted model, not a curated record
GCUCAAUAAAGUGCAUAUACUUGAGAUGGGAGGCAGACAUAUGCCGAAAUGGAAAGCACAGGGUAGGGUCGUGCUUGGUAUACAAAACAGCCCACGCACAGAAGCACUCGCACGGUCACAACGCUACUUGGCAAUUUAAAGUUGGGUAGCUCAUGCAAUGGAUCUCAUCACUGCCGUCGAAGAGAAAAAUCUGCCAGCUGUAGUCAAACUUUUGGACAAUGGCUGGGAUGUGGACACCACCGAUCAGCACGGGAGAAGCGCACUGGUGGCAGCCGCUGCCACCGGGUGUUCUGAUAUUGUCGACGUAUUGUUGGAGUAUGGUGCGACGGUCGAUCUUACCGAUAAGUACCGAUACAGCGCACUAAUGCGUGCCGCCCACCGAGGCUACUUCGGAAUUGUACGCUCUCUUCUCGACUGUGGGGCGGACACAGAAAUCAAGUGCAAGGCCCAGGGCUAUACUGCCCUAAUGAGAGCCGCCCACGAAGGGCAUGCGAAUGUGGUGGACUUGCUUAUUGAGAGAGAGGCUGAUGUCAAUGCAACAUCAACCAAGUCGGGUGUUUCUGCACUUCUGCGAGCGGCGAUCAAAGGCCACAGCGCCAUCGUAUCGGCUUUACUGGAGGCAAGCGCGGAUUGCAAUAUCGCCAGCAAGGGUGACUACACACCGCUGCUGAGAGCUGCAGAGGAGUGUCACGUGGAUGUGGUCGACCUACUGCUGCGCAAGGGAAACCCGGAUCGGUGCUUCAGCGAAUUCGAUCAUAUGCACCCGAUUUAUUUGGUAGAGAAUAGCCGAAACAAUACCAAACAGGCAAAGACCAAGACCAUUACAGCCCUCCUCGACGCUGGAGUUAAACCCCAUCGCAACUUUCAGAACGCCGACUCGUGUUUGUUGACGGUUGUGGCGGACGACAACGAUGAGUUGGUGGAGGCAUUGCUUAGACAGGAUGACUGUGACGUGGACUAUGCCAAUGUGGACGGAGAGACAGCCCUCAUCCGCGCGGCCAGACUUGGUAGGCUGACAACUGUGUCCUUGCUGUUGGCAGCUCACGCCAACGUGGACGCUCGUGACAAGUUCGGUGAUUCGCCUCUGAUCUGCGCCGCCAACGAAGGCCACACAAAUGUGGCGAAGCACCUUAUCGAACAUGAAGCCGAUGUGAAUGCCGCGGCAGAGCAUGGACACACGGCUCUUAUCGUCGCAGCUAUCAGUGGCCACUUUGACAUUGUGCAAUACCUGCUAGAUUCGGGCGCAGACAUUGAUAGCCAGACGGAUGACGGCUUCACAGCACUGAUCGAGGCCACCAAGAAUGGCCAUGCAGAGAAUGUCGACCUUCUGAUUCGCAGACAGUGUGACCCCGAUCUUUGCACAUCGUCGUAUCGCAUCACAUGGUCCACACAGUCGAUCAAUGACGCCUUCUUGUUUUAUUCGUCUGACGAGGAGUCAUCGGAUGAGGUGCAGGGAUUCUUGGGCGAGGUAGAUGAGAGUUCCUUCUCCAACGGAAGCCAGGAGUAUCUGUGCGCUUCAAGCUCGUUUGUAGACAGCGACGACUCCAUCCGAGACAAGAACGAGUCCGAUAGAACCCACACUCACGCACAGACACGCACACAUACGCAGCCAAACACAACCACCACCCACACAACACUCUCUACAGCUACCAAUAACCCCGAUACUCACACUGCUAAGGCUGCCGUCGACUACGACUACGCACAAUACAUCGCCGCACACAAGUACCCAACAGACGAGUCCACACCAGGGGUGCGAGUGCUGCGACAGGCGGAGAAUACGCGCAUACAAGCACUUGGAGGGGAUCUGAGCUUGUAUGUAGGGCAGAUGAGAAGCAAGCGAGUGGAAAAGACGACCCACAUCACACCCAAUACACACCCCAGUGUGUGUAUUGGUGUAGAUGCGUGGUAUGACACCGGCAUGAAAGAUACGGUCCCAAAUACACCAUCUGAUGCACGUAGUGUUUUGAAUGAACCGGCCAAGGCGUGCGUCAGUGGUAUGGCGGAUGGGACAGGUGCCUCGGCCAUUCUUGUAUCCUCAGGUGCACAACCCACAUCCGCCUCUGUGUUUGCGGAUGAACACAGCACAUCAGCACCCCAGAGCCCAUCGCAAGAGCCAUUAAUGUGCGCGGACAACACGGACACCUCCUCAGACGACGCAUCAGAUGAUGUAUCUAGAGACGAGUCAGAAGGUAUAGGGCACGGAAGGGCUUGUGCUGCAAGUGGCAUGUGUGGAGAUGGCGCCACAAAGGGUGGGAGUGGGGGAGGGAAAGGAGGAUGUUUGGCAGAAGAUGAUGGUCUUGGAACUGCGGCUGAUGGUGAUAGGGUAGAUUGUGGUGAAAACGAGACAGAGAAUGCCGGACACGGGUCAGGUGAAAGUGGAAAUGGGCAUGAGAGUGGUGCAUAUGCACCAAAAAGUGGAGGUGUUGUAGACGACAGAAGUGGCCAAUAUGAGCGUACCGGCAAUGGGGUGCAGGGCAUUGAGACCUUAAGUGAGGCGGAGCUACUCACUCUACAACGCAUGCUCUACGGUACUGAAAUCUAUAGCGCCAACCCAGGCACCACCUCUACCUCCCAGGUAUCCGACAUCCCUUCGGAACACCCAGACGAUCGCGUGACAUUACCACAAGCUUCUACCACAAUGCGGCAGUCCUCUCUGGACAGCUCAGGUGUAUCCAACGAGACUAUAGGCACCUCCACCACCCCUUCCUACCCCUCCAGCGAGAGCAUGUAG